AUGUCCGAUCACAUGAACAAGAACAUGUAUGAGGUUCGACGAGCUGCUAUCAAAGGCGGCGGAAGUGCGUGUCAGAGGUGUCGUCGGAGGAAGCAGAAGUGCGAUCAGAAAUAUCCUCAGUGUUCAAAUUGUGCGAGUGCUGGUGCGGAGUGUCUCACGUAUCAUUCCGGCAAACAGGCAAAUAUUCCACGUGAUUAUGUCACGAACUUGGAAGACGAGAUAGCCCAACUCACCAAGGAGGUCGAGCAACUUCGACAACAAAAUCAUCGGAGCCCUGUCACCGUAGGGACGGCAGAAUCCGGUGUUACGACAGCCAACGACACCAACAAUCUUUCUGCAGGACCACGUCCGGAGUCAGACGAAAGUUCUCCGGUGCUACAGCACUUAGUCGCCAGCGCUCAAGACGUUGUGGUUCAGCCGGGCAAUCAAUCACGGUAUCUUGGUCAUAGCAGCGGCAUCGCCUUCGCCAAGAUGGUUAUGGCAACAAUUCAUGUGGACCGAAACCCCGUCCCAACUUCCCAGCAGCAACUAUUCCAGGACGCUCCCACUGGUUUGACCACUCCGGCUUCUCUCCCACCUCGCUCUGCUGCAGAUCACUUAGUCGAGGUUUACUUUCAGUACCGCACGCCGCACCUACCAAUACUCAGCCGCACGCAAGUCAUCGACGCCAUUGACAGCGCUUACGCAUCCCAGGAUGGAGGUCGAGCAGUCGCUACUGCAGCAGAGAUGAACAUGUUCGUGACCUAUAUGGUGUUUGCAAUUGCACUUGUCGAUGUGCCCUAUCUAUCGGGUCGGUCUAGCCAGAGUGACGGAUGUUUCCGUUCUGCACUUCUCUGGGUUGAACGUCUCUUGACGUAUUCAAAGAGCGAAUUACAGACUUUGCGCGUCGUGCUUCUGUUGACACAGUUCGUGGCUUUGUCACCUGCGCAGGGCAGCCUGUGGCAUCUGACCGGAUUUGCACUGCGGUUGUGCAUCGACAUAGGCUUGCAUUGGGAAACGGACACUCAGGCUUCAAAUGUGGAUGCACAGCUUCUGGACGACCGCAGGCGAUUAUGGCAUUCAACGUAUCAUUUCGACCGACUUAUGAGCGUGACUCUCGGCCGACCUCCAGGUAUCCUGGACGAGAGCAUUCGAGUGCAGCUUCCGAAUCCCUGGAUCAAUUCACGCGACGACCUCUCACAAUCAGAAGCCAAUGACUACGAUAUCUACACGCAGCGCGCUCAUAAUCAUUUGUUCAAACUAGCACAGCUCGAGUCCGAAAUUAUUCAUGUCCAGCACAGCCAAACGUGGAGCUUCAAGCUUGCACAUCCACGUCCUAACUGGAAUGCAUGGUUACAAGAUGUGAAGCCUCGACUGCAAGAGUGGUACGCUACUAUUCCCGAACCCAGCAAAGCUCAUCCUCAGUCUAUCUUUGCUUUCAAAUCCCACUGGCAAGUGCUGUAUAACAACACAAUUUUGCUACUGUCCCGUCCGAAUUUGACCCUCUCAUUUCAGGCGGCAGACCAGCUGCUCAGCUCGUUCGACGCCGCAACGAGGGUCAUCGAUGGUCUGAAGGACCUUCAGCGAGAAGGUCGUGUUGAGAUGUUAUGGAAAUCAGUGCAUCACCUGUUCAUGGCUGGGUUGGUCGUCAUCUAUGGACUAUGGCGCAGCAAGGAGAUCCGUGAUCAAAUCCCUGUGGGCAAAAGCAUCAACACGCUUCAGACCUGCACAGCGACGCUAUCAGCAAUGGCUGAGACUUUCAAGGGUGCAUCGGGUUGUCGCAAUGCGUUUGAGUCAUUGUCUUCCACGACUAUCGACUGGCUCGUCGAGAAAGACAUCGAAGAGAUACCCAACAAUCGUCUGGAGUUCGAAAGUCAAGUGAGGGAAGUCAUGGGGCAUUUGAGGUCGACGUUUGAUGAUCGAAAUUCUGGCAUGGGUCAGAUUGACACCGAGUACACGUCGGCUUUUGCAGCUGGUGAGAACUUUGACCUUAGCGAGUUGCUCAAUGCCGCCGCGCAAUGGCCGGAUCUUGGGGAGCUUGAUUUUGUGAUGGGAGGGCAAGGAGGCGAGGUAGUUGCGGCACUUUGA
Cyphellophora attinorum is the source of this 2067-nucleotide messenger RNA. Its product is annotated as Positive regulator of purine utilization. Gene Ontology annotation, biological process: positive regulation of transcription by RNA polymerase II; DNA-templated transcription. The coding region runs from base 1 to 2067 and encodes 688 amino acids. The transcript is spliced from 4 exons. The record is from RefSeq and is a predicted model, not a curated record. NCBI's taxonomy places the organism in Eukaryota, Fungi, Ascomycota, Eurotiomycetes, Chaetothyriales, Cyphellophoraceae. Gene Ontology annotation, molecular function: sequence-specific DNA binding; DNA-binding transcription factor activity, RNA polymerase II-specific; zinc ion binding.